AAGCUUAUCCAACAAACCUUGUGGGGGAGAGACGUAGGGGAAGCGGACUUUGCAGGCUGCAUUCGAAGCCAGUAUUGUGUUGCCUUCCCAUGUGUGAAAGGUGCAGAUAUAAGCAUGGCUACAGCGUAGUGGUACGAUUAUUCGUGAAGUAUGCCAAUCACCUUGCAGGAAACUACCUCGUGUUGCUGUGAACGAGGGGCUGCAUUGCGUAAGCCUUCCGAUCAAGUAUUUCAGCAGGUGGUUAUACAAGUUUUCGCUUAUAUUUUUUCGGGUCUGACUUAGUUAUUACAUAUUAUAAGUCCCGCCAUAUAAAUAAAUCCAAGUGGCGCCAAAUAGGAAUCAAUCUUAAAAGAUGAUGAAACUAUCGUAGAAGUGCAUCAGACUGCGGGAAUAACAGCAGUAGGCGACAAUGUCUGUCAAGAAAAACAGCAGGAUCUUAGCUGCAGAAAAAGAGAGACUUCAAACGAAUAAUGACAUCAAGCUGAAGAAAGAACUCGGACUUUUGGACGGUGUCGCCAUUAUUGUUGGUAUCAUUAUCGGGGCUGGUAUAUUUGUGUCUCCAAAAGGAGUUUUGAAGAGCUCGGGUUCAGUAGGACUUGGUCUUAUCGUGUGGAUUCUCUCAGGACUUCUGUCUAUGAUAGGAGCACUGUGUUACGCAGAACUGGGUACUAUGAUCCCCAAGUCCGGGGGUGAUUACGCGUACAUCAGCGAGGCCUUCGGACCGCUGCCCGCGUUCUUGUACCUGUGGGUGGCCUUGCUAGUUCUUGUGCCCACUGGUAACGCCAUCACGGCACUCACAUUCGCCCAGUACAUUCUGCAGCCCGCAUGGCCCACUUGCGAGCCCCCUUACGAAGCCGUGCGCCUUCUAGCAGCCGUAAUCACCUGUUUGUUAACAGUAAUUAAUUGUUACAAUGUGAAAUGGGCCACCCGUGUCCAGGACAUAUUCACAGGAACAAAGAUACUGGCACUGCUAAUUAUUGUGUUUGCUGGAAUGUGGGUCCUGGCCUCUGGAAAAACAGAAAAUUUUCAAAAUCCAAUGAGUAACACUAACCCUGAGCCAGGUUUCAUAGCACUGGCUUUCUACUCUGGCCUCUUCUCUUAUUCUGGCUGGAACUACUUAAACUUUGUAACAGAGGAGUUGAAAGAACCAUACAAGAAUCUGCCAAGAGCUAUUUGGAUCUCUAUGCCUUUGGUAACAAUAAUCUAUGUUCUAACUAACAUUGCAUACUUUGUUGUGCUUACAAGGGAUGAGCUGUUGGCUUCAAAUGCUGUUGCUGUUACAUUUGGAGACAAACUGCUUGGGGUAAUGUCCUGGAUUAUGCCAUUCUUCGUCGCUUGUUCAACGUUUGGCGCUCUCAAUGGAGCUAUAUUUGCAUCGUCACGGCUGUUCUUUGUUGGAGCUCGUCAAGGACAUUUGCCAAGAGCAAUUGCACUCAUCAACAUUGAUAGGUUCACACCUGUCCCUUCAUUAGUUUUCCUGUGCUUCAUAACAUUGGUACUGCUGAUCAUCAAGGAUGUCUACGUGCUCAUCAACUACCUCAGCUUUGUGGAGGCUUUGUUCACUACCCUGUCAGUAGCAGGACUGCUCUGGCUCAGGUACAAAAGGCCUGACGCUGAACGGCCAAUCAAGGUAAAUAUUAUUUUUCCCAUCAUCUUCUUCAUCAUCUGCUUGUUCCUGGUUACACUUCCAUUUUAUGUCAGUCCCUGGGAAGUAGGCAUUGGACUGGUGCUCAUCGUAUCUGGCGUUCCUGUGUAUCUCAUCUUUAUCUACUGGAAAAACAAGCCGUUUUGGCUAAUCAGGACCUCAGAUGCCUUCAACCAAGUGUGUGCUAAAAUGUUCUUGUGCGUCUUGGAGGAUGGGAAGAGAGAUUAGCGAAGUUGUGUAAGUAGAGUGAAGCAGAGUGAAGUGCUGUGUAACAGCAAAAGUAUCGCAGAACCUUCCUCGUGCUUAUGAUCAUGUCGAGGCAGCAACAUAUGAACUUCCUUAAAAAAAAUUGUGUAUAAGAAAUAUUAUAUGUGCAAGUACGAUGUAUGUUCUGUAAAACAGCUGUGACUGUGAAUGGUUUACAUUCAUCCUCAUCAUAUGUUAGUGGAAAAAUUAAAUAAGUUUUUAACACAGUCAUGACAGCGUAAGCAAAACUGUUAGCGUUGUCAACCUUAUAAUUUCCUGUCGCAAAUUAAAUUUUCCAAUUUUGUGAA
Messenger RNA from Zootermopsis nevadensis, 2199 nucleotides. RefSeq names its product L-type amino acid transporter minidiscs (gene mnd). Gene Ontology annotation, molecular function: L-amino acid transmembrane transporter activity. The record is from RefSeq and is a predicted model, not a curated record. Gene Ontology annotation, biological process: amino acid transmembrane transport. Gene Ontology annotation, cellular component: membrane. Lineage: Eukaryota; Metazoa; Arthropoda; Insecta; Blattodea; Termopsidae.